Messenger RNA from Lactuca saligna, 339 nucleotides. NCBI's taxonomy places the organism in Eukaryota, Viridiplantae, Streptophyta, Magnoliopsida, Asterales, Asteraceae. The record is from the annotation of a GenBank genome assembly.
AUGGAAGACAAAGAAGUUCUUGAAAGACCAAUGGGUAAUGUUUCAUCUAAGAAUAAAUCUCAUGUCCAAUCAAAUUUCGAGGAUAUAGGAAUUUCAAGUAGCUCUGUGAAAACUUCAUUAGUGGGCACAUCUACUUUUCUCGAUGACUCAAACAAAAUAUCGACUCCUGAGAAGACUUCGGUCAUACCACCUGAGGUUUUGUUAACCAAGUCAUUUAAUGAGGAGGUUCGAACCUCAGGCAUCCCUGCACACGUAUCUCAUACGGAUGCAAAUGUCAACAUGGGUGAAGGAGUCUCGAACAAAGAAAACCCUGUUUCUACUAAUCAAGGUAUUUUCUAA